Messenger RNA from Zychaea mexicana, 633 nucleotides. RefSeq lists its product as uncharacterized. The coding region runs from base 21 to 389 and encodes 122 amino acids. The record is from RefSeq and is a predicted model, not a curated record. NCBI's taxonomy places the organism in Eukaryota, Fungi, Mucoromycota, Mucoromycetes, Mucorales, Lichtheimiaceae. The transcript has 2 exons.
GGCUGUUGUUGUUGUUGUUGAUGGUAAUGAUGAUGAUGGUGUGGGUGGUGCUGGAUUGGUGUAGAGUAGACCACUUGGCGUUGUUGUUGUUGUUGGUGGUGAUGCUGAGGAGGAUGAUGUUGAUGUUGGCUGGGAAGGGCCAUGUAUGGAGGCAGUUGGUAGUAUCCACCUGCUGCUGCUGCUGCUGCUGCUGCUGCAUGAUAAUAGGCAAAGGUGCUCGAAGGAGGAACAAGGGCGGCGGACAUGGAUGGCACAAUGACUUGAUUUUCGGUCAUUUCCUUUUGUUGUCGUGGUGUGAUCCGGUGCUGAAGGGCAGGACGAUGGACAGGAUAGUCGAAUGGUUGCUGUUGGUCUGGCUGGAAGCUCAUGGUGGUGGUAAUGAUGGAUGAGAGUAGAUGAUGCUAAUGAUGAUCGGGGAACUGGAGGAUAAGAAGGUGUGUGAACAAAGGGAAGGUGCAGUCGUAGCAGUGGGUAAGAAGAGGUUGUAGAAUGAAAGAAUAAAGAGCGAUCAAUGCAUCCAAGAAGGAAAGCAAGCAGAAGAGGAGGAGGAAGAAGAAGAAGAAGAAGAAAAAGAGGUAGAAAUGGGGAAAAAAGAAGAGAAGAAGGAGAGGGUCGAUGAUGGAAAGUGUAAUA